UUAACUUCUCAGUUAACGUCCCUCCAACAACCACCAAAAGCCAUUACAAAACAGAAACACUUUGCUUUCUUCGCCCAUCGACGGACUUAUUUUAACGCUCAGCAAUUUUAUAAAAACAAUCGGUAAUCCCUAAACUAACCCUCUCUCUCUUCUUCUUCAACCUCUGUCUCUCUAACAUCUCUGCGCAAUUAUGGCAGCCCUAACAUCUUCAUCUAUCACCUCAACAAAAACCUUUCUUUCAUCAAAACUUCCAUCAAUUUCUCAAUCUUCAUCAUCUUCUUCUUCUUUUCCUUGUCAGAAAUCGCGUUCUUUAUCAGUUAGAUGCGCAGCAACUACUGCUCAAUCAUCAUCUGUAAAAGCUUCGAAUAAAGAGUUUGCUGUGAAAUCUAUUAAAGCUAGACAGAUUAUUGAUAGUAGAGGUAAUCCUACCGUUGAAGUUGAUCUGGUAACUGAUAAUCUUUAUCGAUCUGCUGUGCCCAGUGGAGCGUCUACUGGGAUCUAUGAAGCUUUAGAACUUAGAGAUGGUGAUAAAAAUGUUUACGGUGGUAAAGGUGUUCUUAAGGCUGUCAAGAAUAUCAAUGAGUUAUUGGCUCCCAAAUUGAUUGGUGUUGAUGUCAGGAAUCAAGCUGAUGUGGAUGCCAUCAUGCUAGAGUUUGAUGGAACUCCAAAUAAAUCGAAAUUGGGGGCUAAUGCCAUUCUUGGAGUUUCUCUGAGUGUAUGUAGAGCUGGUGCUGGGGCAAAGGGAAUUCCUUUGUACAGACACAUUCAGGAAAUUUCUGGAACAAAGGAGCUUGUCAUGCCAGUUCCAGCUUUCAAUGUGAUUAAUGGUGGAAGCCAUGCUGGCAAUAAUCUAGCUAUGCAAGAGUUCAUGAUAUUACCUGUAGGUGCUACUUCAUUUGCCGAAGCACUUUGCAUGGGUAGUGAAGUUUAUCACACCUUAAAGGGAAUUAUCAAAGCAAAAUAUGGGCAAGAUGCAUGCAAUGUUGGGGAUGAAGGAGGAUUUGCUCCAAAUGUUCAGGAUAACAGGGAGGGACUGGUCCUGCUCAUCGAUGCAAUUGAAAAGGCUGGAUACACAGGAAAGAUCAAGAUAGGAAUGGAUGUUGCUGCUUCCGAGUUCUUAACAAAGGACGGGAAAUAUGAUUUAAACUUCAAGAAGCAGCCAAAUGAUGGAGCUCAUGUGCUCGCAGCACAGAGCCUUCGCGACCUUUACAAAGAGUUCAUCAGAGAUUUCCCAAUUGUGUCCAUUGAAGAUCCCUUUGACCAAGAUGACUGGAGCUCAUGGUGCUCCAUACAGUCUUCAGUUGAUAUCCAAAUUGUUGGAGACGAUCUGUUGGUCACAAAUCCGAAGAAAAUUGCUGAAGCAAUUGAGAAAAAGGCUUGCAAUGCCUUGCUGCUAAAGGUUAAUCAGAUUGGCUCGGUUACAGAAUCCAUCAGAGCAGCACUUGACUCUAAAGCUGCAGGAUGGGGUGUGAUGGUUAGCCACCGGAGUGGUGAGACGGAGGAUAACUUCAUCGCAGAUCUCUCUGUUGGUUUGGCAAGUGGACAGAUCAAAACAGGAGCUCCCUGCAGAAGCGAACGAUUAGCCAAGUAUAAUCAGCUUCUGCGCAUUGAGGAGGAACUCGGCAAUGUGCGUUAUGCUGGUGAAGCUUUCAGAUCUCCAUAGAGUUAACUUGAUAAUUCAAACCAUCUUUGUGGAAAUAAGGUAUUGGAUAAGAUUUGUCCAAAUUUGUGGGCUAAAAGAGUGUAGAAUGAAAUUAAAGCCACCUGUACCAAGAGUGAAAGUACUAGGUGUAGCAACAAGAACUAGAGAAACUAUUUUUCCAAUUUAUCGGUUUAGUUUGCCUGUAGACGUGUAAUUUAACCUUUGAUAAGUGAGAAUGUAUUCGCGUUUUCUCGGGAAACUCAUUUUACCCUUAGCUGGGAAGCCUGUUGUUCCACUCGGACCUUUUAAUAUUUACAUGGUGUCGUACUGUUUGGUCC
Messenger RNA from Papaver somniferum (opium poppy), 1980 nucleotides. Its product is annotated as enolase 1, chloroplastic-like. The record is from RefSeq and is a predicted model, not a curated record. The transcript is spliced from 7 exons. NCBI's taxonomy places the organism in Eukaryota, Viridiplantae, Streptophyta, Magnoliopsida, Ranunculales, Papaveraceae. The coding region runs from base 191 to 1663 and encodes 490 amino acids. Gene Ontology annotation, biological process: glycolytic process. Gene Ontology annotation, cellular component: phosphopyruvate hydratase complex. Gene Ontology annotation, molecular function: phosphopyruvate hydratase activity; magnesium ion binding.